Messenger RNA from Lathyrus sativus (Indian pea), 3366 nucleotides. NCBI's taxonomy places the organism in Eukaryota, Viridiplantae, Streptophyta, Magnoliopsida, Fabales, Fabaceae. The record is from the annotation of a GenBank genome assembly.
AUGGCGUGUAUCAAAGGGGUUAAUCGAUCGGCGUCAGUCGCACUGGCGCCGGAUGCACCAUAUCUGGCUGCCGGUACCAUGGCUGGCGCUGUUGAUCUGUCAUUUAGCUCAUCGGCAAACCUCGAAAUAUUCAAGCUAGAUUUCCAAUCCGAUGAUCCCGAACUGCCUCUCGUCGCUGAAUACCCUAGCUCCGACCGCUUCAACCGUCUCUCAUGGGGUAGAAACGGUUCUUCGUCUGAAGAAUUUUCUCUUGGUCUCGUUGCCGGUGGAUUAGUUGAUGGAAACAUUGACAUAUGGAAUCCUCUCGCUAUGAUCCGCGCGGAGGCAAAUGAAAGCUCUCUCGUUGGACACCUUGUAACGCAUAAGGGACCGGUUAGAGGUCUUGAGUUUAAUACAAUUACACCAAAUCUUCUUGCAUCUGGGGCUGAAGAUGGUGAAAUUUGCAUAUGGGAUUUGACCAAUCCUUCAGAGCGUACACAUUAUCCAACAUUAAAGGGUAGUGGUUCUGCUUCCCAGGGGGAAGUUUCAUUCUUAUCUUGGAAUAGUAAAGUUCAACACAUAUUAGCUUCCACUUCAUAUAAUGGGACCACUGUGGUCUGGGACCUAAAGAAGCAAAAGCCAGUGAUAAGCUUUGCAGACUCAGUUAGACGGCGGUGCUCAGCUUUGCAGUGGAAUCCUGAAGUUAUUACACAACUUGUUGUUGCAUCAGAUGAAGACGGAUCUCCUUCUUUAAGGCUGUGGGAUAUGAGGAAUGUAAUGACACCAAUAAGGGAGUUUGUAGGGCACACUAGAGGAGUUAUUGCAAUGUCAUGGUGUCCCAAUGAUAGCUCUUAUUUGCUUACCUGUGGCAAAGAUAGCCGGACCAUAUGUUGGGACACUACUACUGGAGAGAUUGCCUAUGAAUUGCCAGCUGGAACCAACUGGAACUUUGAUGUCCAUUGGUAUUCUAAGAUACCUGGAGUAAUAUCAGCAUCUUCUUUUGAUGGAAAAAUUGGCAUAUACAAUAUUAAGGGUUGCCGUCAAGAUAGUUCUGGAGAGAGUGAUUCUGGUGCAGUACCACUGCGAGCUCCAAAAUGGUAUAAACGUCCUACUGGAGUCUCUUUUGGCUUUGGGGGUAAACUUGUGUCAUUUCAUCCCGGUACUUCUGCUGGGGCUUCAGAGGUUUAUGUGCAUAACAUGGUUACUGAAGACGGUCUGGUGAGUCGUUCAUCUGAAUUUGAAGCUGCAAUACAAAAUGGGGAAAGACCUUUAUUAAGGGUCCUAUGCGAUAAAAAGUCUCAGGAAUCAAAAUCUGUGGAGGAAAGGGAAACAUGGGGAUUUUUGAAGGUUAUGUUUGAAGAUGAUGGAACCGCAAGAACAAAACUUCUCACACACCUUGGUUUUGAUGUACCUAGUGAAGCGAAAGACACAGCUAAUGAUGAUCUUUCCCAGGAAGUAAAUGCUCUUGGACUUGAGGACACAGCUGUUAAUAGUUCAGGACACGUGGCUACUAAUGAAACCUCUAUUUUCUCUUCUGACAACGGGGAGGAUUUCUUUAAUAAUCUUCCCAGUCCUAAAGCUGAUACUCCUCCAUCUACAGCUGUUAGCAACUUUGUUGUUGCAGAUAAUGCAAAUGGUUCAGAGAAAAUCGAAGAUGAUGAUGUGGAAGUGGAAGAGAGCAGUGAUCCUUCAUUUGAUGACCUUGUUCAGCGUGCUUUAGUCGUUGGGGACUAUAAGGGGGCAGUUUCUCAAUGCAUAUCUGCUGAUAAAUGGGCUGAUGCUUUAGUUAUUGCUCAUGUGGGUAGUACCUCCUUGUGGGAAAGUACACGGGAUCAAUACCUUAAGAAGAACCGAUCACCAUACUUGAAGGUUGUAUCAGCGAUGGUGAGCAAUGAUCUCUUGAGCCUUGUGAACACUAGGCCUCUAAAAUUCUGGAAAGAAACCCUUGCUCUUCUUUGCAGUUUUGCUCAGAGAGAUGAAUGGACUAUGCUUUGCGACACACUUGCUUCAAAACUCAUGGGGGCUGGCAAUACAUUAGCUGCAACUCUUUGUUAUAUAUGUGCUGGAAAUAUUGAUAAAACAGUUGAAAUUUGGUCGAGGAGCCUGUCAGAUGAGCACGAGGGGAAAUCUUAUGUUGACCUUCUUCAGGAUUUGAUGGAAAAAACUAUUGUUCUUGCCUUGGCAACUGGGCAGAAGCGGUUUAGUGCCUCUCUGUGCAAGCUUGUUGAGAAAUAUGCUGAAAUUUUAGCAAGUCAAGGGUUGCUGACCACAGCAAUGGAGUAUCUUAAACUUUUGGGUUCUGAAGAACUUUCAACUGAACUUGUGAUUUUGAAGGACCGAAUUGCAUUGUCUACAGAACCUGAGAAAGACUUAAAAACCACUGCUUUUGAAAAUUCUCAAUCACACAGUGGAUCCUUUUAUGCCGCUGAUAAUUCCAAUUAUAAUAUAAAUUAUUACCAGGAUUCCGUAUCCCCUCAGGUGCCACAUGGUGUUUCUGGAGUUCAAUAUCCUGCAAGCUAUUCACAGCCAUUUGAUCCUAGAUAUGGGAGUGGGUACGGUGCUCCUGCUCCACACCAGCAACCCCAACAACCCAAUUUGUUUGUUCCAUCACAGGCUACUCAGGUUCCCCAACCUCCCCAGCUGAACUUCUCAAAUACUGCUGUGGCACCAGCUCCUGUGAGAACUUUUGAUCCUCAAACUCCUCCGGUGCUUAAAAAUGUGGAGCUAUAUCAGCAGCCCACAUUGGGUUCUCAAUUGUAUAAUACAAACAACAAUCCACCAUUCCAGCCUACCAAUCCACCUUACCAGCCUACUCCUCCUGCUCCAUCACAAAUGAACUUGGGUCAUGGCCACAACGUACCACCACAAGUUUUGGCACCCACGUCGAAUCCAAUGGGGUUCAUGCCAAUCCCUAGUCCUGCUGGCGUUCAAAGACCUGGGGUGGGAUCAAUUCAGCCUCCCAGUCCCCCGCAAUCGCAAUCUGUGCAACCCGCUGCUGCACCGGCAGCUCCACCACCUACUGUGCAGACUGCUGAUACUUCCAAAGUACCUGCACACCAAAUGCCUAUUGUUACAACAUUGACAAGACUUUUCAAUGAGACAUCGGAAGCACUCGGAGGUUCACGUGCAAACCCAGCAAAGAGGCGGGAAAUAGAAGACAACUCAAAGAGACUUGGUGGGUUGUUUGCUAAGUUGAACAGUGGGGACAUCUCCAAAAAUGCUUCUGAUAAGCUACUUCAGCUUUGUCAAGCGUUAGACAAUGGUGAUUUUGGUACUGCCCUUCAAAUUCAGGUUCUUCUCACUACUACUGAAUGGGAUGAAUGCCAGUCCUGGUUAGGUUCACUGAAGCGUAUGAUCAAGACUAGGCAGAAUGUCAGGUUAAGUUAG